Molecule: messenger RNA, 2854 nt
Organism: Megalobrama amblycephala (Wuchang bream)
Lineage: Eukaryota; Metazoa; Chordata; Actinopteri; Cypriniformes; Xenocyprididae
Gene: gjc4a.1
Product: gap junction protein gamma 4a.1
Exons: 3
Coding region: 295-1389 (364 amino acids)
Biological process (GO): cell communication
Cellular component (GO): connexin complex
Source: RefSeq, a predicted model, not a curated record
UCAAGAAUUGAAAGAGAGCCAUUUAAUUUUUAAAUACUACAUUUUACUAUUUUACAAUAUUUACAGUGGAGGGAGUUUUGAGCUCAGGUUUCAGGUUUCAGGUUUAAAGACCUCAUGUGUGGGUGUAGAGGAGGAUGGAUGUUCACGUGGUGGGUGGAAGUUAAUUGAGAAGUGAGUGACACGCUGUGCCGGAGUUCUGCUCAAACACAAGCCGAGUCCAACAGCUGAGGACAGGACAGCCUACUAAUCACUUGUUAGACGAAGAUCUGACGGGUCUCUUGUGUUGGUGCCAACAUGAGUUGGAGCUUCUUGACGCGCUUGCUUGACGAGAUCUCCAACCAUUCCACUUUUGUGGGAAAGAUCUGGCUCACGCUCCUCAUCAUCUUCCGAAUUGUCCUGACAGUGGUGGGCGGUGAGACCAUCUAUCAAGAUGAACAGAGCAAGUUUGUGUGCAACACGCAACAGCCUGGUUGUGAAAAUGUAUGCUAUGAUGCUUUCGCCCCUCUAUCGCACGUUCGAUUCUGGGUUUUUCAGAUUAUUAUGAUCACCACACCAUCCAUCAUGUACCUCGGCUUUGCCAUGCACAAAAUUGCUCGAAUGGCCGAUGAGGAAUACCGACCACAGAAGCGCAAACUGCUGUCUUUGAUUCACCGUGGAAUGAGCCGUGACUAUGAUGAGGUUGAUGACAUGGGUGAGGAAGCUCCCAUGAUCUCGGAGGAGGUUGAGCCAUCUGAGAAGGAUACUAAAGCAUCUACGGACAAGUCUGCCGCCGCAUCCAAUGUUCCAGAUACAAAGCAUGAUGGUCGUCGCCGCAUCAAGAGAGACGGUCUUAUGAAGGUAUAUGUGUUACAAUUAAUCUCUCGUGUUGCCUUUGAGAUAGCCUUCCUUUUUGGCCAGUAUAUUCUGUAUGGUUUCGAAGUGGCACCAUCAUACAUUUGCACUCGGAGCCCUUGCCCGCACACGGUGGACUGCUUUGUCUCACGUCCCACUGAAAAGACAAUCUUCCUGGUCAUCAUGUAUGUUGUCAGUAUACUCUGCCUGGUGUUGACUGUGCUGGAAAUCCUUCAUCUGGGAAUUGGAGGUGUAAGGGACGCAGUCCAAAGUCGAUCGACUCGGAGGUUGCCCAUGCAUCGGCCAUCCACAUCCACCAUCUGUCAUCGCCUAGCCAGUGCUCCACCGGGAUAUCAGACUGUCCUGAAAAAGGACUCUUCUGGCAAGCUUAAGCCUGAAUUCAUGGGAGACUCUGGACGGGAGUCACUGGGUGAUGACAACACUAGCCGUGAUAUAGACCGUCUACGGAGACACCUGAAAAUGGCACAGCAACAUCUGGACCAGGCCUACCACGCUGAAGAAGUAGGUGCUUCACAUAGAAGCGGUCCUGAACUCUAACAGCAUUGCAGUUGAGCAAAACCGACUUAACCUGGCACAGGAGGGCUAUGUCAACGCUGAGGAGAAAGCUCAUGCUUGAAGCGUCUUCUCCUGUUCAGCUGCUCUCCAUCAAAAACAACCCUACUCCAGGCUGAGAUGCACAUUUAGGAGGGCAGUCGUUGACCAGAUUCUGUGUUUUUCCUGUUCUUCUGACUCUUCAUCGAAUGGACUAACUCAAAGAUGAGAUGCAAAUAAUGGAGAGCAGUUAUUGACAACAUUUUGUGUGCGAUCCUCUAUUUGUAUAUCAGAAAAAGUGUUAUUUACAGUAUUAAAACCAUAGCUGCCAUAUAUAAUGACAAGGAAAAUCACCCGUUCUUAAAAUCCACACUACUGGAUCAUUAUAUCCCAAGCAAUUAUAUCUGCUCACAUUGUUUUGUAACAAUAGCUCAAGAAGAAAGACCCAAUUCUUUACUGUUGUUGAUGAUAUUUUCAUUAAUGUUAAUUAUUGUCUGUUUUAGCAAAUCAGUAUAAAUUGAAGCCAGAAACAGUCUUCCUGUUCAGAUCAAUACAAUCCUUGUCUAUAAAGCCUGAAGCAUUUGUGUAUUAUGUUAUGUCGCUUUUUGAUUAGAGUAAAGUCUGCCUGUGUGGUCUGAUAUUUUUGGAAUAUUGUCCUGUAUGUAAAUGUCAUAUGUUAAGGGAGGUUGCUUUUCACACAGAAUUGACAUUGUAUUAAGAACUUAUGAAUAAAACUAUUGCAAUACAUGUGCAUUUGACCAGAUUUCAAAACUACUAAGAACCUGGAAAAUGCUUGAAUUGUUUAUUAAAAGGUUUCAUGCUCUGUAUUAUUAUAGAAAUUAAAAUUUGUGGUGCAAGUAUGCAACAUGAUGUUGCUUUACUUUUAGUAUAUAAUAUAUACAGUAUCUGUGGUUUACAUGGGAUUUUUUUUUUUUUUUAACUGGAUUUCAGAUUUUGCAAUGAUAUUAUUUAGAUGCACGCUAUUUGUGUCUUUGUUGGUGAUCAAAUUAAUAUUUAAAGAGAUAUAGUUCACCCAAAAAGGAAACUUUUGUCAUAAUUUACUCACUCUCAAGUUGUUCCAAACCUGUAUACAUUUCUUCUUCUGAACACAAAAGAUGAUGUUUUAACCAAAUUGACUUCCAUAAUAUUUUUCUUUCUUUCCCAUACUAUGGAAGUCAAUGGGGCCCAUCAGCUGUUUGGUUACCCAUAUUCUUCAAAAUAUCUUUUGUGUUCAGCAGGAGACAGAAAUUCAUACAUGUUUUGGAACAACAUGAGUAAAUGAUGAACUAUCCCUAUAACUCAAAGUUUUACACCUUAAGAAAUGAAUAGUAUUUUGACAAAUCUGUUUGAAAUUGUGUAUACAUGAAAUGAAGACUCAUUUUUAUUGUUUGAUAAAUUCUGAUUUCCUUCAAUUGUAAGUCAUUUUGCGUACUACCAUCUGCUAAAUGAAUAAAUAUCAGUGGCCUAGAAA